Molecule: messenger RNA, 2653 nt
Organism: Sinocyclocheilus anshuiensis
Lineage: Eukaryota; Metazoa; Chordata; Actinopteri; Cypriniformes; Cyprinidae
Product: BRCA1-associated ATM activator 1-like
Exons: 12
Coding region: 180-2576 (798 amino acids)
Biological process (GO): DNA damage response; cell population proliferation; positive regulation of protein phosphorylation
Cellular component (GO): nucleus
Source: RefSeq, a predicted model, not a curated record
CAUACUCCGCUAGACGCGUCAACGCUGCGCGCCAUAAACGCUCAGGAUGUAGUUUCUUUUAUGUCCUUUCCUGCACGCCGUACGGAGCGAAAGUACAUGUGAUUUGACCGAGUACUACAGUAAACAGCCUUGUCCUGUUUGGAGAAACUGUGUGCUGGUGAUCCAGGGACUUUGAUAUCAUGGACAGUGACUGCUUAUCUUUGCUGCCAGCGGUCUGCCUGGUCCUGGCCGACCCAAAGCAGUCUCCACCUGAUGACACCUCUUUAGAGAAGCUGCUUGAUUGGUUUAAAGAGCUGCACAGCCAAAGUAAUGGACAGGUGCUUUUGCAGCAUCAGCCGUGCCUCUUGGAGUUUAUUUCCAGUGUUUGUACGUCUAAAACGACAGAUCCUGCUAUCCUGUCUUUCACCCUAAAACUGACUGGACUUCUGGCUGCCACAACGCAGGGGUUCCACUUGUUUGAUGAGGGAGGUCUUUUGGUGUAUGUGUUUGAGCUGGAAGCCUGGGGUGUGUGUGAUCUCUGGGAGGAUGCCUCGGUUCGCAGUGGCUGGCUGCAGGGACUGUUGGAUAUGCUGAAACACCAGCAAGCCUUGGGCUUCAUAUGUGGAAAUGGACUCAUCAAAGUGAUUCUCCAGCUGCAGAACGACAGGAGUCUGUUUGCUGCCUGUUUGGCUAAUCAGCUUUUAGUGCAUAUCCUAAAUUUCCUCACGUCAUCAAACAUGACCAGCGGCAGUGAUGUUGUGGGAUCAAGUGAAUCAUCUUUGAGGCCUGAUUGGGUCUCGGCCUCCUCUGAGAUUAUGAAUGCUGUGGUUGAGGCGUUGAGCUCAGAGGAUUGUCCUCAGGUCCUCCAGGGCUUACGGCUUCUGUCACUGGUUCUCUCUCAGUGUGGAGAGCCUAUCAUAAGCACGCUGUGGAAAGAUGUGCUAGUACCCCUGGAAGUCUUGGUCAACAGGGGGUCUGAAUCAUUGAUUCAGACUCUGAUAACUGUUCUAGAAGCUGCUUUGGGGACACCUCUGCUCAGCCAAUCAGAGUAUAAAGUGGAGGAGUUAUUAGAAGCCAUGUUGGGUGAUGGAAACAGAAAGGAGUGUUUUCAGUGUGCGGCAUUAAUUGUUAAGCUGGAGAAAUGUCCUGAGGUUUUAAAGAGGAAGGCUACGGAUAUCAUCUUGCUUCCCCUGCAGUGUGUGUCAACACAGCCUCAAGCAGAAAAGGGAAUUAAUGUAGUCCUGAAGGAACAGCUAUCCCAGAAAGCCUCAUGCAUUUCCCUCCUCAUGCAGAGUUUAUCAAGCCUAGCUCAGCUGGCACACACAAAAUACCUCUUUGAAGAUAUUUCCGUUCACUCGAUCACCAGUUCUGUGGUGUUGCUUCUGAGGAUGUGCUCUGGGCAUUGCCCCUCCUCUUUGAUACAUAUUAAUACAUUCACUCACCUGAUUGGCUGCUGCAAGGUUCAGAGGUGUGGCCUGGAUACAUUAGGUGCACUCAGUGUAUAUGAAGAAAACCUGGAUUUAAGGAAGGACAUAUUUGGUGUCCUCUUGGACCUUUUACAGAGUCCAGAUUCCCAUGCCACAGUAAACCUCUUUCCUGUAUUGGAGAAACGGAUGUGUGAUUUGCGAUGGGAAGUGAGAGACUCCACACUAGAGUUCAUCACCCAGCUGACUGCUGCCCUAAUCAGUAACAGUGGUUUCUCUGAAGCUCUCCACACCAGUGGUAUGGUCUCUGUUCUCCUUUCUUCAUUGGCAGAUGCAGAAGGUUAUGUCAGAGCUAGUGCUGUGGCUGCUGUCGGGGAGGCAGUUACUGCUUCUUUCCAUCAGACGGUGCUUGCGAGCAAUAGCAAACUUCUGGAGGAUGCUUUGGUGCAGAUGAUGGCCAUUCUCUCUCAGGACACAGAGGGCUUUCCUCGUAGAGCAGUGGUCCAAGCUUUCACAUCAUGGCUGAAAGGAUCACACCUCAUAACGGCCUUGGAGUCAUCCCUGAGCUCCGUCCUGUCACUGGGAGGCAGCGAUUUUGACUGGGAAGUGAAAAUGCACACACUGGAGCUAGCAGAAGUGUUGAUGGAGAAGACACUGACCUGCUGUCCGUAUGCAGUCCAGAACUUCGGUUCCUCUGAAGUUCGCUUUCCGCAAGCCUUGAUCAAGUUUAAAGAUUUUGGGCUGUUUGACUUGCUGUUUAACAGCUUGUUUGACUGUGACAGACCAGUGUGUGAGAAAGCCUGUGCACUCUUGGUCAAACUCAGAACACUUACAGCUGAGACCGCAGAUUUGGAUCACUGCGUUCUUGUCUUAAAUGUAUGUGGGAACAGAUGGGGGGAUGAGGUGCAGAGAAGAUACCUCAACAAACAACAGGCCAAAGCAUCUGUGUGUGUCACAAAUGGAGUUACAGGAUCUGAUGAGGGAACGGACUGUGAUUUACACUGCUCCAAAGACAUUAGCCUACCCAAGAUACUGCAGAUUCUAGAUCUAGAUGACAUGCAGAGGAUGUUGACGUUAAGUAGUGAUCAUGUUGUGAAUUCGCCCCGAUCGCUAAUGGAAGACAUUCUUUCAGCAGCCCAGCAGAGUGAAGAGAAUAUAGUGGAUUGCUAUUGAGAAUAUACCGUGUAACCGUUUGAGACCUUUUUUACGGUUUAAUAAAGGAAGAUGUACAGUCUCAAAUUCAAUUAAGU